UUGUCACGGCCGGAGUAAUAUCUUAAUUGAUUAAACUAUUUAUUCAAACUUCCUUAUCCACCGAAGGUGUAUAUAGUGAUAGAAUAUCUUAACGCUCUGUUAUAGAAGUUAAAUGUGUUUAAAAACAUGUAGACCUGUUUAGAAGUUAAAAUUACUUCCUAGUGUGAGGUUUUGAUUUUUCAUAGCUCAGUGUUCGGGUACCUUUGUUUAAACUAUUCGCGUUUGUAAAUUGUGUAAAACAUAGUUUAAGUACUAUCACGACAGCGGAUUUAACACUUGAAAUGGAGACAGGAAAAGCGAAAGUUGAGUUAGUGAAUAAAUAUAGAACUUUGGCUAAGGCUGCUCGAGGAAAAGGAGUUAGUUUGACAGAUAUUAGAAAUGUGCUUAUAAAACCUACUCGAAAGAAACGGUGGUUAUCAAAGCGUGGUGCAUUUUCCCUGGUGUUUAUAAUCGGGAUCAUAAGCUCUGUCGCAGCUUACUACUUCAAAGAUGCCAUAAACGAAACAUUUGAGAUAGAAUCUAUCCGCUGUCUGAUUGAAAAUAAUGAACUGACAAUAGAAAUGGCCAGACCAUUAAUCAAAUGUGACAUAUGCAGGAAUCUAGACAGCGUGCCCGUCGAAUAUGGCAUUUCCGCUCAAGAAUUCAAACAGAAGUACGCCUACAGCACAGUUCCGGUUUUAAUCAAAGAAGCGACAAGUAAUUGGUCUGCUAUGUCAAAGUUUAGUUACAAGUUCUUUAAAGACUUGUAUACGGAGAAAGAAGGAGCUCUGGAUUCUGUUGAUGAACAAUGCCAGUUUUUCCCGUACAAAACGGACUUCUCCACCUUAAAUGACGUGUUCAAUAUGUCAGAUGCACGUGCAAAUUUUUCGGAGGGCGAGGCACCUUGGUAUAUAGGAUGGAGUAACUGUCACAAUGAGGUGAAGAAUGAGCUGCGGAACCAUUACGAGCGGCCCUACUUCCUACCCAACGACUCGGAGUCUAGCGCCCUGGACUGGAUAUUUAUGGGAGGCUCAGGACCGGGAGCACUGAUACAUUUGGACUAUGUACAGAGACCCUCUUGGCAGGCCCAAAUCUCCGGAAAGAAAACAUGGACGCUAAUACCGCCUCCCGAGUGUGAGAAAGAAUGCAAAGAUCUAAAUGUGACUGUACAUAAAGGAGAUAUUUUUGUAAUAGACACCAACAUAUGGUACCAUUCGACGUUCAUCCAUCCUGGAGAUAUCAGCAUUACAAUCGGGUCGGAAUACGACUGAAGAAAAAAAAUCAAAAAAAAAAAGACACAUAACCCCGAGAAGUCUCAAAGCGUAUUUAUAUUACUAAAAUCUGGAUACUGGGUGUUUAUCUUAACUAAGACUGUGAUAACAAUAAAAGCUUUCCAUAACUUAUAUGUGAUAUGUGUGCAUCGUUAAGAUGAAAACAAAUGUCCAUUUAAUUCCACAUGAUUUUUUCUCUUUAAUUCUAAUCUAAUUGUACAUAUAUCAUUUUGGCAAAGGAUUUCCUUAUAUUUCAUUUGUUCAUAGUGUUGUCAUCUUCAUAUUUUUCAAUAUUUUUGGUUGCCGUCGUGGAAGACUUGUGCGCAAUGUGUUUUCUGUCCUCCUGUGAUUAACUGAUGUAAUAACGAGACACGUCCGGUAAGCUCAGUUCCCACAGUAUAUCCCGUGAUGAUUGGAAGAGGAUUGUAGGCCCUACGCAUGAAAUCAUUGCUUUUCUGUCAUGGAAAAUGUCAAUUUCUUGCGGAGAAUAGUUAGUAUUUCUACAUAAAUGAUCACGUAGGAGUGGCAAAAUAGUGUAGAAAAAUGGCAAAUACGUUUACAUCUUUUGCUUCGCGUCCUUUGAGUGUAUAAUCAGAUACUUUUCUUGUAUUCUAGCACGUUCAACUCUUAAGGGAAACGUAAUAUUCCGGAAAUAUGUCAUAAUGAUUUAUUAAUGUAUUAUGGAGCAUUUACUGAGAAAUAUAACCAGAUCUUUGUUAUUUUUUGUUUAGUGUCUUCAUGUGCGUAGCGUGGCAUACUCAGUUACUCGGCUAAGUAACAUUUAAAAAAGGCUAAAACCUCCGUAGAAGCAAUAUAAAACUGAUCAGGAGUGGGUAUGGAUGUAGGGACAAUGUCAUAGCAUAUGAGUAUGUUGUUGUCUUGGUCCUUGACUAAUAAUUUUUGUGACGGCAGAUUGCUGUUGCUCUUUUAUCAAAAUUUCGAUCAAAAUUUAUAAAUUUUGUUGUAUUUUCUUGCUCCACUUGCACUUGUUAUUGUAAAUACAUAUUUAAAUCUAAAUACAUUGAAAAUUCUAAAUAUAUAUAUGAUUUCAGAUGCAUAUAUACUAUAGCUGGUAUUGACCAUAAGAACGAUCUUCCUAAUGGCAGUUGUCCAUCACUAGUAAAAUUUGGAAGGAUAAGCAACCGUGUCUGUAACAACUAUCAAUUCCCAAGCAUUAUUUCCUAAACAAAAAUAAGUUAUCUAUCCCAUAAAGAGAAUCAACGAGAGCAAAUAGAACAGAUUCAUAAAUUAACAUUUCGACUUUGUUAUCCUCAUUGCCAUAGUAUAACACUCAAUUUCAGUCAUAUAAACUAUCCAUUCAUUAAUUUCUACUUGGAAAACAUACCGUUAUGACUAUAUAUUUCCGGGUCAUUAUACUGCAAAGCACCUACUCAACCCUACAUCACUCCGUCGAGGGAGGGGGUAGUAUAAAGAAACCAAAUUUCAAUUUCAGUCACCUUCUUCUUAUGCCCUUACAUUCAUCUCCCAAAAUUUAUUGCAGAAAAAAUACAUCAAUCAAAAUUAUUUAACCCACGAAAUAAGUAUACAUUCUACACCUUAAUACGUUUUGAAAUACGGUAAUACCUUGAUUUCUUUAAAAUAAAAAAGUGGAAAACCACAGGUCGCCCAACACGACAUAAACGAAAAUGUUGCAGGUUCGGUUUGAUUGACGGUAGUGGAAGUGCAAGCCCUCUAGCCCCAAGUUGAGCAGAACUAAACAUUUACACGUGUUAUUACGAUAUACAUAUGUGCAUAUUGCCUUUUGUUUGAAUAAACUAUCUAUCUGUC
Messenger RNA from Mercenaria mercenaria, 3038 nucleotides. RefSeq lists its product as uncharacterized. The transcript has 4 exons. The coding region runs from base 282 to 1250 and encodes 322 amino acids. NCBI's taxonomy places the organism in Eukaryota, Metazoa, Mollusca, Bivalvia, Venerida, Veneridae. The record is from RefSeq and is a predicted model, not a curated record.